This is a messenger RNA of Anoplopoma fimbria (sablefish), 1377 nucleotides long. Its product is annotated as RING-HC_RNF170 domain-containing protein. Lineage: Eukaryota; Metazoa; Chordata; Actinopteri; Perciformes; Anoplopomatidae. The record is from RefSeq and is a predicted model, not a curated record. The coding region runs from base 72 to 848 and encodes 258 amino acids. The transcript has 6 exons. Gene Ontology annotation, molecular function: ubiquitin protein ligase activity.
GUGGAGUGAUGCUGUGAGGCAGCACUUCACUUCCUUCUAGGAGACAGUGACUACCUGCUUCUGGCUCAGCUAUGCACCUGUACCACAACUCUCAGUCCAGGCCGGACCUUCUCCCCUCUGAAGCUCCACCGGGUCACGGCCACCUCGGGUUGCCCAGAUCUCCUGUUUGCACACCUGAGCAGACAGCAUCAACGUCAACGAGCCGCCACAAGGAAUCCACACAGCCGUGUCCAUCACUGAGCAGAGACUGGUUUUGUCCGGUCUGCUUACAGACAUCCAGCUUCCCGGUCCAGACCAACUGUGGCCAUUUGUUCUGUGCUCCCUGUCUGAUCGCCUACUGGAGACAUGGAUCCUGGUUGGAUGCAAUCAGCUGCCCUCUCUGCAGACAGAAGGUCAGUGAGCUGUGUAACCUGUUUAACGAAACCCGAUCAGACCGCCAGUCGAAGGAAGUUCUCGGGGAAAUCACAGACUACAACAAACGUUAUUCUGGAGCCCCGCGAAGGGUAACAGACUACCUGUGUGACGCUCCCCUUCUCCUGCAGCUGCUGGCCCGAGGCCUGGGCGACAUCGGAGGACUGGUGUGGUUGUUUUUCUUCAGAGUGGCCCUGUGCUGCGUGGGGACGGUGGUGUCCAUCUCCUCCCCUCCUCUGGACGCCGUCUCCUCCUCAGCGAAUCCUCUGGAGACAGACCCGUCCCUGUGUGGGCUGCUGGGGGUCCUGGAUGACCUGGUGGUGGUCAUCCUGCUCCUCAUCUGUGUCAUCAACGUCAACCAGCAGAUGGCACCAGAGAGAGGAGGACAAUCCGGGAAUACUGUGAACUCUCAAAGAGUGAUGGGGAGUUCACUGUAGACAGAUGCUGCUGGAGUCUCUACAAGGAGCAUUUGACAUGGACUUUGAUAGGAUUUCUGCAUUCUGGCCGUAGCUUGUUGGAUCAGUGGAUGUAAAAAUAUUGACGACAGCACUAUGUGUAACAUUCAAAAUGUUCCACAGCGUCCUAAGCCUCUCAGAUUGUGGACUCAAGUGUUUACAGAGCUCAUGUAGGAGUGAUAUCUAAAAUACAAUGUCAUAAAGUGUGCUGGUUCAGCUGUGAUUACAAAUUCCUAUUCUGUGAGUGUAAGUGCCUGAGGCCUGGAGUGUUUGUUUGGGAGUAGAAUCCUGAAUUUAAAUUUAAAUUUCAUCCUAUAUAUAUAUUCAUUUCAAUCCAUAUUUUUUACCCCAAAAAACUGUCCACUUUGUUAUUAUUACUCCUCCAACUGGGCGGCAAUUUUGUUUCAGCAAGCUCAAGACAGGCUGUCAUGUCAGUACUGUAAUAGUAUGUACUAUGUAAAUACUUUAUAUCAUAUGAAUUUAUGUUUUUGUGUAAAAUAAAUAAUAUUUA